CCCAGCAGAUGGUGACGGAGAGGGGAGCGGGGGAGUAGGCGAGCGGAGCAUGGCCCGGGGCUUGGCGAUGGCCUGGGCGGUGCUUGGGCCGCUGUUGUGGGGCUGCGCGCUGGCGCUGCAGGGCGGGAUGCUGUACCCCCGGGAGAGCCAGUCGCGGGAGCGCGAAGUGAGCUGACGGCCUUUGAGCUUCCGCGCCGACUUCUCCGACAACUGACGCCGGGGCUUUGAGGAGCAGUGGUACCUGCGGCCGCUGCGGGAGUCAGGCCCCACCCUGGACAUGCCGGUUCCCUCCAGCUUCAAUGACAUCAGCCAGGACUGGCGUCUGCGGCAUUUUGUAGGCUGGGUGUGGUAUGAACGGGAGUGUGAUCCUGCCGAGCGAUGGACUAGGACCUGGAGCACAAGAGUGGUGCUGAGGAUUGGGCAGUGCCCACGCCUCAUGCCAGCCCGGCCGGGGUGCGGCCAGGAGCAGGCAGGGCGGGUGGGCUUGCACACGACACCCACCGCCUACAUCGAUGACAUCACUGUCACCACCGGCGUGGAGCACGACACUGGUGAGGGCUUCUGCAGGAUCCUCUCAGCGGCUCCAGGGCUGGUAAUUUGGCCAGAUCUCUGUCAAGGCAGUAACCUGUUCGAGUUGGAAGUGCGUCUUCUGGAUGCAGAAAACAAACUCGUUAACGGGACAGGCACCCACUGUGCUGAAGGUGCCGGUGCCAGGCCUGGGUGGCCAUACCUGAUGCACGAACGCCCGCCUCUAUCUGUACUCGUUGAGGUGCGGCUGACUGGCAUUCAGAUGUCACCGGGCCUGUGUCUGACUUCUCACACACUCCCCUGUGGGAUCCGCCACUGUGGCUGUCACCGAAAGCCAGUUCUCAUCAAUGGGAAACUCUUCUAUUUCCACGGAGUCAACAAGCAUGAGGAUGGACUGCAUCCGAGGAAGGGUCUUCACUGGCCGCUGCUGGUGAAGGAUCUCAACCUGCUUCGCUGGCUUUCUGGUGCCAACGCCUUCCGCACCAGCCACUACCCCUACGCCGAGGAAGUGCUGCAGAUGUGUGACCGCUAUGGGAUUGUGGUCAUCGAUGAGUGUCCUGGCGUGGGCCUGGCACCUGCCGUGAGUCCUUCUUCUUCGAACAACGUGUCCCUGCAGAACCACAUGCGGGUGAUGGAGGAAGUGAAGGGCAGGGACAAGAACCACCCCGCCGCCGUGAUGUGGUUCAGCCAAACGAGCCCAAGGCCCCACCUAGAAUCUGCCGGCUACUACUAUGAGAUGGUGAUCACUCACACCAAAGCCUUGGACCCCUCCCGGCCUGUGACCUUUGUGACCAACUCCAACUAUGCAGCAGAUGGUGGUGAGCCUAGAUUCCCGUGGAUCUGUUUGAACAGCUACUACUCUUGGUAUCAAGCCGACUAUGGGCACCUGGAGUUGAUUCAGCGGCAGCUUACCACCCAGUUUGAGAACUGGUAUAAGACGUAUCAGAAGCCCAUUAUUCAGGCUGUGCAUGGAGCGGAAACGAUUGUUGGGUUUCACCAGAGUACUCAGAAGAGUCUGCUAGAGCAGUACCAUGUGGUUCUGGAUCAAAAACGCAGAAAGUACGUGGUUGGAGCUCAUCUGAAUUUUGCCGAUUUCAUGACUGAACAGUGUAAGUGGCAGUUUGGCUCCUGGGAUAAGAGAAACUGCUGUUCAACACCCCCACCAAGUUCAGAGCAGCUGGUUCCAGAGGGCAUCUGCAGAAAUAGCCCCAUGGUCCUAGGGCCGCCGUGA
Chlorocebus sabaeus (green monkey) is the source of this 1759-nucleotide messenger RNA. The record is from RefSeq and is a predicted model, not a curated record. Lineage: Eukaryota; Metazoa; Chordata; Mammalia; Primates; Cercopithecidae.